AUCGAGAUCAUGUGACAGACAGACACUCAACAUCACCGAUCACAGGAACGUCAAGAGUUUCCCGUGCGCACUGAACAUUGCGCUUCUGUGAACCGUUAUUCAACUUCUGUCUGAACGGUGGCUCGGUAAAAGUGCCGGAGUGAAACCACACUGAACAGUCUGGAUCUAAAAAACGAUUGUGGGGCGAUAAAAACACCCGAAAGCUGAAGUGAGCGAGUGAGAGAGACGAAUCUCAGCGGGCAUGCGGGAGCUUUUGGAGUUAUUUGACGGCAAACAUUUCGGAAACGUUUAAGAACUGUCGGGAAGGUUUUUGUGUUUUUGCUUCAAGUUGAAACAAAAACUAAACUGUCAGCUCAUGGUUGUGGGUGGUCUGCGACGCUGUGUUUGAAAAAGUAGCAGCACCAAGGGAAGGCAAGACUUCCUUUACUGGAGUAACGUUAAAUAAAACGGGGGAAACCGAUUAAACUCCUCCGUCCUGCGUUUUUGUGGGGACAGUCGUGUAUUUUUCCGUAGCUCGUGUAUUUUUUGAAGGUGUUUCAGACAUGGUUGGGGAAAUGGAAACGAAGGAGAAGCCCAAGCCGACUCCCGAUUAUCUGAUGCAGCUCAUGAACGACAAGAAACUGAUGAGCAGCCUGCCAAACUUCUGCGGCAUCUUCAACCAUCUCGAGCGACUCUUGGAUGAAGAGAUCGGUCGGGUACGGAAGGACAUGUACAAUGACACGAUGAACGGCAGCACAGACAAAAGGACGUCUGAACUCCCGGACGCUGUGGGGCCCAUCGCACAACUCCAAGAGAAACUCUAUGUGCCCGUCAAAGAGUACCCAGACUUUAAUUUCGUGGGAAGAAUCCUGGGGCCCCGCGGCCUGACUGCCAAACAACUGGAGGCCGAGACGGGCUGCAAGAUUAUGGUGCGGGGAAAAUGCUCCAUGAGAGACAAGAAGAAGGAAGAGCAGAACAGGGGGAAACCGAACUGGGAACAUCUGAACGAAGACCUCCACGUCCUCAUCACUGUGGAAGAUUCUCAGAACCGCGCUGAGAUCAAACUCAAGAGAGCCGUGGAGGAAGUCACGAAGCUGCUGGUCCCUGCGGCGGAAGGUGAGGACAGCCUGAAGAAAAUGCAGUUGAUGGAGCUGGCCAUACUCAACGGCACAUACAGAGAUGCCAAUGUCAAGUCACAAGCAUUAGCCUUCUCCCUGGCCGCUUCCGCACAAGCUCCCCGUAUCAUCACAGGCCCCUCACCGGGCAUGCCCCACGGGGCCCUGCGUUCCCCCGCGCCCUCUGCCCCCACCCUCAUGCCCCUCAUCCGACAGAUCCAUGCCUCCGCCCUCAUGCCCACGGGCUCGCCCCACCACGCCACCCUCAUACCCCAGAACCCGGAAUCGGGCAUCAUCUAUGCACCCUACGAUUACCCCUACACCUUGGGACCUGCAACCUCCAUCCUUGAAUACCCCAUUGACUCCAGUGGUGUUUUAGGUAUGGCUUUCCCAACAAAAGGCUAAAAACGCCGAGAGGUGUAACAGUCUUCAACCUAUACGAGUGUUAAAAUGCUUUGCUUUACAGCUGCCUUGGAACAAAAACAGAGAAAAGUGCAAAUGAAAAAACUGUUCCAUUGUUUUUUAAUAAGAAACAAAAGACUAAAGAUCAUCACGGCUCAUGUUUACACUGGUCUUAACUGUUUUGUUGACAGAUCUUAAUCAGAUUUUUCAGAUAGAUACUGAUAAUUAGGCCUUUUAUUACAUUCCUCUGUUUGAAACGUAAUGUAAUCUAUAUUUGUUUAGCUUGUAAUAUGCGCGUUACUUGUUUUUCCUGUAACUGCUUUCUAGACUUAUAAAGUGAUCAGUAUUAUUGCUAAAGUUACAUACUUGUGAAAAACAUACUACAUUAAAUAACCUGUAGUGAAAUUAUUUCUGAGGCAUCUAGGUGGAAAUCAGGGCUCUAUUAUCAUGGUAUCAAUCACUUUAAGCGUUAAAAGCGACACCAGUUUUUUUUUGUAGGAUGUGAAUUUUGCCAUGACGGGGCCCUUAUGAAAAGAGAUGUUCACUAGUGCCUUGUACUUUGCUUUUACAAGCCUUGUUUAACACUUUUAGUGAUGAUUGAAGUGUAGUGUUCAUUUGUUUUGAUGAAUAAUCUGAUUGUAACUCUUGUUUUGUUGGCAAUGUUGCGCUCUGAGCAGGUGCCGUGACUACUAAAGUACGAAGGCAGGAUAUGCGCGUCCAUCCUUACCAAAGGGUAGUGACCGCAGAACGAGGUUAGUUUAGCUCCAGUGUUAAAGCUGUGCUGUGUGUGUGUCUGUGUACAGAUGUUUCAAGUAUGCUGAUCGCACUGUUCAUUGCAUAUGCCUUAAUGCAAAUAAGUAAUCUUAUAGUCAUUUAUAACCUGCCAAACAUUAAGAUGAGCUCGGCAUCAUUUGAAAGUGGUGAUGCUGUUGUCGGUAUAAUACAUUCCAGUCCAUCCGCACAAAUCUGCCAACCUGAAUGCAUUGAAACUGUGGGUGUUAUCAGCUUACUUGUAUUAUUUGAGCAUGUUCAAAAUACAAAAACGAUGCGAGGUUACAUUAAAAAAUAUCAUUGAUUAUCGUAAUAGGCUAUGACAGUUUAUGACAAAAUUCCAGAUUUAGUUUGACAUGAUAAAUCUAGCACUUAUGGUUUAAGUAUUGAAAAAAGCAUGAUUUAAGACUCCGUGGCUAGGGUAGAUAGAUAUUUGGACACUUAAGUCACAUAAAAAUGCUAAAACGUCUUUGCGUAAUAUAGAAAUCAUCUAACCAUGUGGUUAUUUAGUAUGAAAUAUAUAAUUAAGAAUGCACAAGCACAUUUUAAGUACAACAUUUAAACAUGUUAUGUUUUAAACGUCUAGAAAAUAAAUGUAUCGUUCAAAAUUAGUUCAAAAACCUGGAUUCAUAGUUUAAGUGAUCAGAAACUGAAAAAAUGUCAAAGUAUGUACUUGGAAAAGCUGUAGCAUCAUUUGUUUACAGAUGCCACUCGAUAAUUUGUUGUCUCAUGUAAUGAAACUUAUUUUGAGUUUGAUUCAAAGGGGCAGUUCACCCAAAAAUAAAAAUGGAAAGUCAUUAUUUACUCACCCUUAAGUUAUUCCAAAUCUCUUUUAAUGUCUAACACAGAUAUUUGGUAGAAUACUUGAAACCAAACAGUUCUUGGUCACAUUAAACUGGCACAGUAGGACAAUUUACAAUGGCAUUCAAAAGUGCCCCAGAACUGUUUGCUUCCUACAUUCUUCAAAAUAUCUUUCUGUUUGUUCAACAGAACAAAGAUACUUUCACAGAUUUGUAAAAACAUGAGGUUGAGUAAAUAGAGACAGAAUUUUCACUUUUGGGUGAACUGUUCCUUUAAGUGUCCAAAUACUUUCUUGAAUCUCUCUAGACCUUAAUACAGCUAGUUCAAUACAUACAAAGGUUCUACAGAACAUUUAUGGAGCGAAACUGCCCGUUCGGUGAGCUCUGUUACUCUGAUGAUGUAGUGAGAGCCUUAAGGCUCAUGGUCAAUGAAGUGUGAUGGAGCUCACCUGUUUCAUCUCUUUUUUCUUCAUUUGUCAUUUCUUCGAUAUCAUUCUCUCAGCAUAUUUUAAGGAAGUUGUUUGUUGCCUAGUAUUCUAGUAAUUCUUAAUUGCAUUUAAUCGAAACGUUUUGUCAGCCCUCAACAAAACUAAUUAAUUUGAGGAGUAACAUAAAAUUGUAGUUUUUUUAUAACAAGCAUAAAUUUAUCACGGUCGAGCCUGGUCAGACCAUCAUGAAUUAAAGUUAUGAAGGAAAUUCAAUGCCAUUUUCCUUGAUUUAUGAAACGGAUGCUUAACCAUAUUUAUUGAGAAAAUUCAGUAUUCCAUAUUUCAAUUAUAAGCUGUUUUGUUUUUCCUCAUUUUUACCCAUCGUGUGAUUUGUAAUGCAUUUUUUUCAUUAUAGUGCGUACACUGUUUGAAACCUUUUUUUUUAUUAUUUAUGCAUUUUUAUUACAGUUCUUAUUUGUAUAGAUUGACAGAUUUUUGCUUAGGAUAAACUAUGAAGUCUCUGGCCAGAAUCAUUGAGCACAUUCAUGACAAACUCUUAAAAUGCCUUGCAUGGAAAUAAACUGGAUCUAAGGGAACUACACGAUCAGCUUUUAGAGACAGCUGUAAUGAAACUGAUAUUUAAAAAAACACAUCGUCGUGCCAAAACUGUACGUUAAAUAACUAGGAAUCCUGAGAGAAACUGUAAACGUGAGAAUCUACUGAUCAAUUUAAGUCAAUUUCAUACCUGUAAGAACUUAACAUGUAAUAGUCCAAUACAACUGACCAAUUUAAUGCAUAACAAUUGUGAAAUUGCACAAUAAGUCAAAUCUAUCUUGUGAGGUUUACUGCCCACAGCCUUAGAAAGAGCUCCAGGUGUUGUUCUGUAUAUUGCAGUAUAUUAUGUCGAAGGUUGUGUGGAUGAGAAAUUCUCAUUGUACCAGGUUUGGGUAUUACAUCGCAUAAGAUAGACUAGACAGAUGAAGGUUAGAACUUUUUUGAGGAGUUAAAUCAUCAUAUGUGCUGCCUGAACAUUUACGGUGAUUUUUCAUUCAAAUAGAGCCGCUUUUGCUCAUAAAUGGCAAAAUGUGAAGGAGUGCGUAUGAUUGCUUUAAACUCCCCAUCCAAGAACUUCCUCAUGGAACAAAUAUGGCACAAAUAGUUUGCACUGAAGAUUUUAUAUCACCAGCUCUUCGUCUCGGACAGAGCUAGUGAAACGAGAAAAUACAAAACGGCAAAACCUCAGUUCAGAUGUUUAUUAAGAGCAGGACGGUCUGUUAGCACAAGAACAACAGACGAAAUAUUCCAGUUUUUUUUCUCUCUGUUGUUUUGCAGUACAUUUCUUUUUGAAUUUUGUCAUAUGUAUGGAAACAAACCAAGUUAUCGUGUGUGUGAUCUUUUUUAAAUACGUUUAUGAAAGCAAUAUGUUUAACUAUAAAGCAAGAACAUUUAUGAAAUUUUAUUGUGUUUGUAAAUGAAUAGGAAAGUUAUGCUAGUGAACAUGUAGGCGGAGAGAACAAUGCCAUGUUAUUAAAGGGGGUACGUUUUUAAGAUGUCGUACCAAUGGUGGUCUUAUAAGCUGUAGGCUAAGAGUUUAUCGGCUUGCGGAACAAGUAGAUUUGUCUUUCUAAUGGUUUUCUUGUGCUGUAGCCCUAAAUUUCAGCCAAUAUGCUUUAGAUUCAAUGUGUUUGAGUAGCAUUCUGUAUUUUUUUGUAAAUAGUCCAAUUUUAAAGGCAAUAAAGUUGAGUUUUAAAAAGUA
This is a messenger RNA of Triplophysa dalaica, 5251 nucleotides long. RefSeq names its product QKI, KH domain containing, RNA binding 2 (gene qki2). Gene Ontology annotation, cellular component: nucleus. The transcript has 7 exons. The record is from RefSeq and is a predicted model, not a curated record. Gene Ontology annotation, biological process: regulation of mRNA splicing, via spliceosome. Lineage: Eukaryota; Metazoa; Chordata; Actinopteri; Cypriniformes; Nemacheilidae. Gene Ontology annotation, molecular function: mRNA binding. The coding region runs from base 543 to 1499 and encodes 318 amino acids.